GAAGUCGCUCGCUGCGGCGGUGGGCGGGGCGGGUCGCCCGGGUCCCGGCCGCGAGCCCAGUCCGGCCCAAGGAUGUCGGCCACGCUGGACCUGAAGUCGAAGGAGGAGAAGGAUGCGGAGCUGGACAAGCGCAUCGAGGCGCUGCGCAAGAAGAACGAGGCCCUCAUCAAGCGCUAUCAGGAGAUUGAGGAGGACCGUAAGAAGGCAGAGCAGGAGGGCAUCGCGGUGACGGCUCUGCGCCGGGUGCGACCCGCUGAGGGCGAGCCUGAGCGGAAAUGGGUGGACAAGGAUCUCUCCAUCACUGUCCAGGUCAUGCUCUCCCCUGGGGAGAAGCGUGUUGUCAGUGACAGGAAGUCUCCUGGCGCCCCCAAGCCUGGCCGCAGCGGUGCUCCCCGUGGUUCAGGGCGUGCAGGCCUGCGUCCCUCCAGCCGGUCCCUGCGGACGGAGCCUCCCGGUGACCCUGUCUGGGAAGGGGCCGGGGGGGACAGCGUGUUCCUGGGGGAGCGCGGCGGACGUGGCCGCCGGUCACGGGGCCGGGGGGCAGCCAGUCUAGCGAUGGGGGGAGACGCUGGCCCCGACAGGAAGUCCAAGGAGUGGGAAGAGCGGAGGCGCCAGAAUAUUGAAAAGAUGAACGAGGAGAUGGAGAAGAUUGCGGAGUACGAGCGAAACCAGAGGGAUGGGCUGCAUGAGAAGAAUCCGGUGCGCAACUUCCUGGAUGACCCGCGGCGCAGCGGCCCCUUUCAGGAUGCUGACCGCAAGGAGGGCAGCAGGCGGCACAUCCGCAACUGGGGAGGGGCGGACUUCGACAAGGUCAAGACAGGCAUGGAGCGUGAGAAGGCCUGGCAGGGCCCCGGCCGGCGAUCUGGCCCGAAGGCUGGGGGGACGCUGGACAUGACGCUCUCCAUGACGGGCCGUGAGCGAGCAGAGUACGUGCGUUGGAAGAAGGAGCGGGAGCAGAUAGACCAGGAGCGCCUGGCACGUCACCGCAAACCCACGGGCCAGUGGCGCCGAGAGUGGGAUGCAGAGAAAACGGACACAAUGUUCAAGGAGGGCUCUGUGGCAGCACCAGGCCUGGAAGGGGGCAGCAGACAGGAUGAGAACAAGCGCCUGCCCAAGCCACCUACCUUUGGGGAGUUUCUGUCCCCGCAUCGCACAGAGCGGAGAAGAAAGGGACGGGGCUGUGGACGGAGCCAGGGAACGAGGGCCAAGCCUUACAGCAUGCAUGACAACCGCUGGGAGGAGAAGGAGCCUCUGGCAGCAGCAGCGAGAGUUGAAGGCCUGGGGCAGGAGGUGGAGGAACUAGCAAGCGUGACCUUCCCAGAGCCUCAGCCCUCUCUGAACCCUGAGGAAGAUGAGGACCAGUGGGAGGAUGUCAGUGAGGAGGAAGAGGAGGAAGAUAGCUCUGGGUCAUUGGUCGAGGAUGAAGCACCCCCCAGUGCGUCCCCCAAAGACCAGCGUCCCCUAAAGGCUGGGCAGGCCACAGCUCCCAGACUGCGCAUGCCCCCUGUGGCACCCAGCCCUGGUGGGGGGGCAAGCAAACCCCUGAGCCCCUUCUCCCCCGUGGAAGGCCACCAGCCAGUCUCGGACUGGGGUGAGGAGAUGGACCUGGCCUCUCCUCGCAGCAGCCUAGGGGACAGCCCCUUGCCAGGCCCCUCUGCCCCCCCAGCCCAGUCAAGAGGGGCAUCUGGCGAGACUACAGGGCUGAGCCCCGUGGAGCUGGCCAAGGCCCCCCAGGGGGUGCAGAACCCUGCAGAGCCCCUGCAGCAGGUGGAAGCAAGGCCAACCACAGAGCAGGAGGCCUUGGGAGAUUCAGAGAAGCUGAAAGAGGCACCAGGGAGCCCCCCAGCUGCCCCGGAGGAUGAGACACAAGGAACCCAGGCUUUGCACCACGAGCCAGACACAGAGGCUGCUCCUGGCACAGUGGAAAUCACAGACUUCGAGCGGGAUGGCAAAGCGCCCUGAUGUGCUGGAGUGGCCCUCUGUUAGCGGGGUUGCUCCUGCCGUGACUCCUACUGCUUUCUAGAGACUGUGAGCUGGGGCAGCUCCUCUGCUGCUGGCAGGAAACCAUAUUUUGGGAAUAACUCAUCUGCACCUUGCUGGGGUUGGACUUCCCUUGCUUGUGGGGAGGGGGCUGGAUCUGUUCUGCACCCAAAGGGGAGGUGUGUCAAAGCCAGCCCUGGGUGCUGAGAUGCAUGCAGGAGCACCCAUGUCUGCACUGUGAAAGUGAGCGCUGGAGCACUAACGUAGCAGAGAGGUGGCCGUGGGUGCAGGCAGGUCCCUGCCUGGGCACAAGCUGAGGGUGGGCAGAGGCUCCUGGGGUGAGGGCUCUGACUGCAGCCCCUCUGGUGCUGACCCCCCUCUACAGCUGCCCACUCCCUGCUGCAGAUACCCUGGGUAAAGGCCCUGGCUGCCCGGGGACAGGCCGUGGAGGGCACCGAGGAGUCCUUUGCCCCUUUUCCAGGCCCUUGGGGGUCCCCUUUCUCCCCUCUCACCUGAGUGCAGAAGGUCUGGGGCCCAGGUGCCUCCUGUGCCUGGCAUCCCCAGCUGGAGCUGGGCAGGGAGGAGACUGGUCCCAAGGAGUUGCCUCAUCCUGCAUCAGUGACAACUGAAUCUUUAUAAAAUAAACCUCCAAAACUCU
This is a messenger RNA of Rhea pennata, 2638 nucleotides long. RefSeq names its product coiled-coil domain containing 9 (gene CCDC9). NCBI's taxonomy places the organism in Eukaryota, Metazoa, Chordata, Aves, Rheiformes, Rheidae. The transcript is spliced from 14 exons. The record is from RefSeq and is a predicted model, not a curated record. Bases 73 to 1962 code for a protein of 629 amino acids.